AUGCUGAAUGUUAUUGCAGCAAUACAAGAGGUAUUCACUGCGAACUACAACGAAAUAGCACAGCAGAAACUGAAGAGAUAUCGUUUUAAUUUUAGCUCAACACAAAGACUUCGUUUCUACUCUUUUCUCUCGUUGGGUGUUUUGGCCUGUGCCUUUCUGAUCUUCUGCUUUACUCAGCCAGUCACAAGAAUACUGAUAAACCACACAGAGUGCACAUCUAGAGAGUGCAGGUACACUUUUUCCGUAGGCACUCCACUGAAUAAGCAUACGUAUUUGUACGGUAUAGUCAAAGGAGCAGCACAGACACACAUGAAGUACAGCCCAGAUGAUGAUUCAAAGCUGAUCGACAAAAUAGCAUCAAAAAUGACAAACCAGGAUGGCCAGGAAGAAGACGUACAGAAGAUAGAAGAGUGCCGUCCAUACAUAGAAAACGGAGUGUGGAUGUAUCCCUGCGGCGUUCUUAUGUCCACGUAUCCAUUCGAUAAGUAUUCCAUACUCACCCAGCAGAAUAAAGAAGUUCCCAUGGUCUCAGACAGAAAGUCGCAGAUCAAAAGCUGGAUGAGUCCUUCCUCUUUCUCCUCUGCAAAGUACAAAAUAGGAGAGAUAGAAGGGCUGCAGCCAGGAGAGUAUACUUUACUGGUGAAAAAACAGACAGAGCAUCCCCUUCCUGAAAGAUCGCUUUUGCUUGUGGGAAAUAUAGGAGUAUUUGGCACAAUAUUCAGCAACGCAGGAAUUUACAUAAUUAUAACAGUCGUGCUGCUAGCUGUAGUAAAUGCCGUUGCAUGUGCUUACUAUGUAUAG
Nematocida minor is the source of this 801-nucleotide messenger RNA. RefSeq lists its product as uncharacterized. The coding region runs from base 1 to 801 and encodes 266 amino acids. The transcript has a single exon. The record is from RefSeq and is a predicted model, not a curated record. NCBI's taxonomy places the organism in Eukaryota, Fungi, Microsporidia.